UAUCGACGUCGUCAUUAUCAAGACGGAAGCCGUCAGUCCGGUAGGGUUGAAGGUUAUCAACAUGGAUUCUCGCCACACUUCACCGACAGAGUUUGACAUUGUUCGCGUAACGCCGCACUUGGAUCUUGUGCUGUUCGACAAUGUCAUUAGCUGUUACCAAAGUGACGGAAACAUCACCGCUAACUACCUGCUUGGCCAGGACGUCACUCAAUCCGGCUGGGAUUGGGUAGGCAUAUUUCGGCUGGAGUGGCGUCACCCGGGCGAAUACGAAGCCUACACGUGGGCCCAGGUGAAGCCAAUAGACUGCACGGCACCCAGGCGUCGAUCCGUCCUCUUCCCGCCAUUCGUUCAUCGGCUAUCAUCUGACGCGCAUGCGCACUACCAGUUUAUGUACGUGUCAAGUGGUAACCACGUGGUUGGGGUAAGCCGCCCCUUUCAAGUGCUCGAUCAACCGGAGAUGCCCUUCAACAACAUUGACACUUUGUUUCAAAUGCCACGCGACACCUGCCCGGGAAAUCGCAGAACACAUGAAGCCAUCUCCGGAUCGUCCGACGAAUACGAGGUUUUAAACGAGCUGCAGUGCCCCGCCCCCUGCAAGCGUCCACGGCAUAAAGAGAAGGUGCUCCAUGUGUUCAGGGAUACACAGACGCUUAUCAAUUCUCCUACUUUCAGUGACUGGGCCGAAAAGUUGCGGUUUAUCAACUUCACCCCGAUCGUUCAAGAAUACACCACAACCGAUAGCACUUCGGUCAAACCGACCAUCAUUGAGCUUCCUCUUCAAUCCACUUCCGGUAAAACCCCAGCAUCCACUUCCGCUGUCGUCCCUUACCAAUCCCGUGCAUUGCUUCCGGUGUAUUCAACUCACUGGAGCCCGAGUGCGGUUGUGAAGGCCUUGCAGACUUCCGGCCAGGCUCAGCACAUGCUCACCUGCAGCCCCAUGAUACCGUCCAUCGAAUAUCCGAUCCUUAAACAACUUCUGGGUGGUCCGUUGUCGUUUCUGGAAACGCCAGUGAAUAGCCAGUGUGUGAACUGCCAGUUCGCCCGACAACUCGUCUCUGAUCAGAUGCAGAAAGAAGCUUCCUUAGAGCAGCAAGUCAAGCGUCUACAGGGGAAGAUCGUGAGGCUGAAAAUCGCAAGACAAACACAGCGUGUUCGUCAGACGUCCGCCGUGACCCUGGUGGACUGGGCGCUCAGUGAAGUACUCGACGAGAACCGGAAGUUACGUGAGCACAUGGACGCCUUGGAGGAGCGGCUCGCAGAUAGCCGAACCACAACAUCGGAAGUCCGUCAUCAACAUGCUGACGUCACCACUGAGACCGACGACGAAUAUGAGUCGUGGAUUGUGAAAGACCCAAAAAGAAUUGCCCGCUUGAAGCGUCUGGUUGGCCGCCAGAGCCAUGUGGUUCAGAUGCUCCGCCAGAACACCGAGGCGCACCGGAAACUCGUUGCCGCCCUCACCAGCGAGAAUAUCAAGCUUAGAACUCUUGUCUCCAGCGCGUUAGAGUCAAGUGAUCGUUUCCGUGAGCUGUCCAAUGAGUUGAACCGGAAGAUCCGGUCCGUGCUGGCCGCCCGUGCUAAGGAUCACACUAAUCAGUGGAGGCAGUUCUUCCGGCAGUCACAGGAGACAGACACGCAGACAGAUUUAGAGUCCAGUGCCGCCAGUUCUUCGGCGGACAGCAACGAGGAUGCUGACGGCGGCAGCGCACCAAAGGUUGCAUCCCCUUCAACCAUAGCAGCCGUCGCAGCCACCGGAAACCGCGCCACAACCUCUGCCUCGCAAAAACGACGUCCCAAGAAUAAACAAAUCAUGAAACUUAUGAGAUCAGAGAAACCGGCCAACUUCAAGCUCCAUAAAGAGCGGAAACAGGCGGAAGCGUGCCCCACGUGCGGACUCAAGUUCUCGUGCAAGGCGGACAGGCGCGACAUUGAGGAGCAUAUCGGGCUACAUGGGAGCGGAACCAUGUCCACGCGCUUCCAUCAGUAAACUUUGCUGCAUUGUUGGAACGUUACUUAUCGAUUCCAGAAAUCAUGAUCAAACUGUGUCUGAUGUCGUAUGAUGUCAAUUUUUUCAAUUGAGCCUAAUGUUGAACUGCAACAACGAGUUGUACAAUUUAUAUGGCUAGCUAAUUGCUUACAAAACAUUCACAUGAAGAGAUUAUUUGACCACUUUAUGUUUUAUUUCAAUUCUGGCAAUAUCUCUACUAACAUCAAAUAAAUAAAAGAUGUCAAUCAUAUUAUUUACAUGGCAAUUAAAGUCGCUUACAACUGA
Mya arenaria is the source of this 2269-nucleotide messenger RNA. RefSeq lists its product as uncharacterized. Lineage: Eukaryota; Metazoa; Mollusca; Bivalvia; Myida; Myidae. The coding region runs from base 62 to 1984 and encodes 640 amino acids. The transcript is spliced from 11 exons. The record is from RefSeq and is a predicted model, not a curated record.